AUGGGAGCUUCCGAAUCGCGGCUUCGCGUCGACGACUCGGACGAUGCGCCCAAGCAAGGCUACCACGUCGUGCGCGUUGCAGCCGGUUCGCCCGCACACCUUGCUGGCAUCGAGCCGUUCUUUGACUUUUGCGUGGGCAUCGACGGUGUUGCGCUCGAUCCGACCAAGGAUGUCGACGGUGCUGGCGAUACCACUGGCCUCGGCGCAUGGAAAUCGCUCGAAGAGCGUGAGGGCACCCAAGUCGUCCUCAACGUGUGGAACUCGAAGCGACAACAGCUUCGUCAGGUGCCCCUGGUUCCAUCGCGGCAAUGGUCCUCGCAACCGUCGACGAGCAGUAUCAAUGGGACCAGUUCCGAAGCCACAUCACAGCCCUCGUUGCUAGGACUCUCGUUGCGGCUUUGUAAUCCGUCGCAGGCGCUUUCGCACGUCUGGCACAUUUUGGAGAUCCUCGAAGGCUCACCCGCCGAAUCGGCAGGUUUGGUGCCAUUUGGCGACUUUGUCAUCGGCUGGCCAGGUGGAGUGCUUCAGGCAGAAGGCGACUUUUACGAGCUGGUGGAAGCACAUACCGAUCGUGCAUUGCGGCUGUACGUCUACAAUUCCGACUACGACCAUACGCGCGAAGUGAUCAUCGUCCCCAACCGCGAAUGGGGCGGUGAAGGCCUCCUCGGUUGCGGCGUAGGAUACGGCCUCCUCCACCGCAUCCCCAAACCACAAGACCUACCCCAAGUCCCGCCAGAGUUGGAAGGCCGUGAUGCAGUACCUGAGGACCAGCUCCAAACACCACGAAUCGGUGGACCGCCAUCCGCUUUUGCUACGCCGUCAAAUAGCAGGCUGGAAGAAGACGAAUUCAGCACCCCACUCGCAAACCCAUCCUCGAGAUACACUUCGUCCUAUUCGGGUCGCCCAGAUCCAGAAUUCGCAGAGCAGGACGAAGACGACUACGAAGCAAACACCAGCGGCGUCACCGUCAGCAUGCGUCACGACGAAGAAGACGAAGAAGACCUCUAG
Messenger RNA from Moesziomyces antarcticus, 1008 nucleotides. RefSeq lists its product as uncharacterized. Gene Ontology annotation, cellular component: Golgi apparatus. Gene Ontology annotation, molecular function: protein binding. The coding region runs from base 1 to 1008 and encodes 335 amino acids. Gene Ontology annotation, biological process: Golgi organization. The transcript has a single exon. The record is from RefSeq and is a predicted model, not a curated record. Lineage: Eukaryota; Fungi; Basidiomycota; Ustilaginomycetes; Ustilaginales; Ustilaginaceae.